AAGGUGUUCACCACCUUGCAUUCAUCCAGCACAGUGCUUGCAUACAAAACAGUGGAGGAUCUUAGUGAUUCGGAAUCAGACGAAAACAGCUCAAAAUGAAUUCUAAGCUGUCGUUUGUGCAUGUUUGUUUGCGUUGCUUUUUGCUUCCAGCAGUGAUGGGUUUGAUUUGCUAUCAAUGUAAAUCAACGGUGUCAUGGGAACGGUGCCGAACAACAACUAAAACAUGCCAUCCCAGCAAUGAUAGAUGCGCCAAGGUCCACUAUAAAGUCGGUGACGUCGAUUAUUUUCACAAAGAUUGCAUCCCCAAAGCUGAAUGUGUUAAGAAGGCAAACCCUUUGUGUAAAAGAGCCGUUGAGUGUGACGUCAACUGCUGUGAUGGAAACGACUGCAACGCCGGUCCUCUCUUUCUUAUCAGCGGUAUCCUGUUCUUGACAUGCGCUGUGAUAUCUUUGGUGUCUCUAACCGAAACUUGAAAUUAAAGUAACUGGCAAGACUGCAACAACGCAACGCUGAGGUUUAGAGUUGGUCAAAAGAAUAACUGAAAGCUUAGGAUGUAACAAGCUUAGAACUGUGCCUGAAUAAAUUUUGUGGAAAUAUAAUAGGCUUAUCUUGAAAUUAGAUGUAAUCGAGUGUUGAAAUAUUUGUUUCUUUUAGUUUAAGUGACAUGCCCGGGAAAUAGUUAGGUUUAGCUAAGCGCAUUGACUACUAAAAACAUUCAAAAUUUAA
Molecule: messenger RNA, 726 nt
Organism: Orbicella faveolata
Lineage: Eukaryota; Metazoa; Cnidaria; Anthozoa; Scleractinia; Merulinidae
Source: RefSeq, a predicted model, not a curated record